This is a messenger RNA of Dryobates pubescens (Downy woodpecker), 4377 nucleotides long. RefSeq names its product sterol regulatory element binding transcription factor 1 (gene SREBF1). The record is from RefSeq and is a predicted model, not a curated record. Bases 151 to 3516 code for a protein of 1121 amino acids. Lineage: Eukaryota; Metazoa; Chordata; Aves; Piciformes; Picidae. Gene Ontology annotation, cellular component: nucleus. Gene Ontology annotation, molecular function: protein dimerization activity; DNA-binding transcription factor activity, RNA polymerase II-specific; RNA polymerase II cis-regulatory region sequence-specific DNA binding. Gene Ontology annotation, biological process: regulation of transcription by RNA polymerase II. The transcript has 19 exons.
UGCCCGGUAGCAGGUCUGGGCACGGUUCGCGGGAGCAACUUGGCGGCUCGUCCCGUUCCUCCCUCUCCCCGGGCCAGCGCGGCCAUGGCGGGCGGGCGGCCCCGCCGCUCCUAGAGUCGCCGCCGCAGCCCGCGACCUGCCGCCGCCGGGAUGAGCACCCUCGGCUUCGACGAUGCGGCCCUGGAGGGGCUGUCGCCGUCCCUCGGCCUCUCCGGGGCCAGCGACAUCGACACGGCCCUGCUCAGCGACAUCGACGACAUGCUCCAGCUGAUCAACACACCUGACAAUGACUUCCCGGGACUCUUCGACUCACCCUUCGGUGCCCCUGACACCGCCAUGCCCCCGGGGCUGCCCCCGGCUCCAGGCACCCUUGGCACCUACCUGGGGCCCAACAAACCUCCCCCUGCUGCCCCCACCAGCAGCGUCUACCCAGGGCCCCCCGGGAUGGCGACCUUCACCCCGCAGCCCCCCGCCCCGCUCCUGCCAGCGCCGGCCCCGGGUGUGAAGGAGGAGCCUGUGGCCGUACCCAGCAGCCAGCCCCAGCCUGGCAUUGUGCUGGCCCCCAGCUUCGUCCCUGCCUCUCCCAACCAGUUCAACUCCCAGCCCCUGGGGGGCUUCCAGAACCAGCACAGCUUCUCUGCUGUGCAGCCUGGGGGUGCAGGGCAGACCGUGCCCAGUCCCCUGCCCACUUCACAGCCAGCCCAGCCUGUGGCACUGCCUGGCCCAGUGCAGAGUGUGGCACCCCAGCAGCUCCUGGCCUCCGCUGCCCCGCAACCCAUCUCACCCCAGAUCCAGCCGGUGCCGGUCUUGCUGCAGCCCCACUUCAUCAAGGCUGACUCCCUGCUGCUGACAGCUGUCAAGACAGACGCUGGCAGUGCCAAGAGCUCCAGCAUCGCCUCCUUGGCCACCACCACCAGCAGCUCUGCCACCCCGCUGCAGGUGCCGGCCCUGGUGAGCGGAGGAACCAUCCUGGCCACGGUGCCACUGGUGGUGGACGCCGAGAAGCUGCCCAUCAACCGGCUGGCACCCAGCGGGAAGCCGGCGCUGGUGCAGAGCCGGGGCGAGAAGCGCACGGCACACAACGCCAUCGAGAAGCGCUACCGCUCCUCCAUCAACGACAAGAUCGUGGAGCUCAAGGACCUCGUGGUGGGCACCGAGGCCAAGCUCAACAAGUCUGCGGUGCUGCGGAAGGCCAUCGAGUACAUCCGCUUCCUGCAGCAGAGCAACCAGAAGCUGAAGCAGGAGAACCUUGCUCUGAAGAAGGCUGUGCAGAAGAACCAGUCCCUGAAGGACCUGGUGGCCUCCUGCAGCAGUGGGGCCAAGGCAGAGGCCCCCAUGGAGGUGGUGAAGGCAGAGGUGAUGGAGAUGCUGACCCCGCCGCCCUCGGACGUGGGGUCGCCGUCCCACAGCAGCCUGCUCUCGCUCAGCGGCACCAGCAGCAACAGCAGCAGCGACUCGGAGCCUGACAGCCCCCUCUGCGAGCAUGACAAGGUGAAGCAGGAGCAGCCUCCACCCUCGCCCAGCAGCCAGGGCAUGCUGGACCGCUCCCGCAUGGCCCUCUGCGCCUUCGUCUUCCUCUGCCUCUCCUUCAACCCCCUGGCCUCCCUCCUUCGGGGCUCCAGUGCCCCAGCCCCUGUGGGAAACCCAGGCACCAGUGGCCCCAGCAGGAGCAUCAUGGCUCAGUCUGGCACCGUGGAGGAGCCAUGGGGGUGGUCGCAGUGGCUGUGGCCCACGCUGGCCUUCUGGGCGCUGAACACGGCGCUGGUGCUGGGGGCGGUGGUGAGGCUCUUCGUCUUCGGGGAGCCCGUCACCCGCCCCCACUCCGAGCCCUCUGUGCUCUUCUGGCGGCACCGGCGGCAGGCUGACCUCGACCUGGACCGGGGGGACUUCGCCCAGGGUGCCCAGCACCUGCGGACGGCGCUGGGGGCACUGGGCCGCCCUCUGCCCGCCUCCCACGGGGACCUGGCCUGCAGCCUGCUGUGGACCCUGCUGCGGCACCUGCUGCAGCGCCUCUGGGUGGUUCGCUGGCUGGCUGCCCGCGCCGGGAGGCUGCGCCCCGACCCCCCGCCCCCCGCCCACGUCUGGCAGAGUGCCCGCGAUGCUGCCAUGGCCUACCACCGUCUGCACCAGCUGCACCUCGCAGGGAAGCAGGCAGGGGGGCACCUGCUGGCCAUCAACCUGGCACUGAGCGCCGUCAACUUGGCCGAGUGUGCCGGCGACGCCGUCUCCGUGGCUGCCCUGGCUGAGAUCUACGUGGCAGCUGCCCUGCGGGUCAAGGCCAGCCUGCACCGCUGCUUCCACUUCUUGGCUCGCCCCUUCCUCUGCAGUGCCCGGCGUGUGGCUCUGUCCCACGGUGGGGCUGUGCCCCCGGCCAUGCAGUGGCUUUGCCACCCCUUGGGCCACCGCUUCUUUGUCGACGGAGACUGGGCCGUCAAGGGCGUCCCAAGGGAGACCAUCUACAGCUCUGCUGGCAACCCAGUGGACCCUCUGGCGCAGGUCACCCAGCUCUUCCGUGAGCACCUUCUGGAGAAGGCCUUGUGCUGCGUGGCCAUGCCCGAGCCUGGCCGCCCCGCUGCCCAGAGUGAGGGGCGCUUCUCCAGUGCUCUGGAGUACCUCCAGCUCCUCAAUGGAUGCUCCAACGUCAGCGGCACGGCCGGCCCCACACCCUGCAUCAGCUCUGGCUUGGCUGCUGUCACAGGCACCGACCCCGUGUCCAAGUGGUGGGCAUCCAUCAUUGGCACAGUGAUUCACUGGCUGCAGGGUGACGAGGAAGGGGCUGAGCGCCUCUACCCACUGGUGGAGACCAUGCCCCGGGCACUGCAGAGCUCUGACAAGCCCCUGCCCCGCGCUGCCUUGCACUCCUUCCAAGCCAUCCGAGCCAUGCUGAGCAAGCAGGACGGGAGCCAGGCCAGCCUGAGCCACUGUGAGAAGGCCAGCGCCUGCCUGCGGGAGAGCCUGGAGCUGGGCAGCCCCCCCAGGGGCACCAUCGACAAGGCGGUCCAGUUCUUGCUGUGUGACCUGCUCCUGGUCACCCGCACCAACCUGUGGCAGCAGCAGAUGACAGUCAGCCAGCAGCGCAGCUGCCUCUACCAGGCCUCUGCCGUGGAGCUCCGCGGCUUCCAGCAGGACCUCAGCAGCCUCCGGCGCCUGGCGCAGACCCUCCGCCCUGCCAUGCACCGGGUGUUCCUGCACGAAGCCACUGCCAGGCUCAUGGCCCGGGCCAGCCCCACACGUACCCACCAGCUGCUGGACCGCAGCCUGCGGAGGAGAGGGGUGCAGGGAAGCAAAACAGCUGGUGAGCCGGAGAGCCACCCCACGCCACGGGAGAAUGCUGAAGCUCUGCUCCUGGCCUGCUGCUACCUCCCACCCAGCUUCCUCUCGGGACCAGGCCAGCGCGUGGGCAUGCUGGCUGAGGCUGCCCGCACCCUGGAGCGGCUGGGCGACAAACGGACGCUGCACGACUGCCAGCAGAUGAUCAUCAACCUGGCCAGUGGCACCACUGUCACGUCAGGCUGACCCGGGGCGCGCUGGCAGCCCCACUGCUUGCCCACCUUGGCGCUCGGGGGUGGCUGGGGGUGACGAGAACGUGCCUGCCUCAGUUUCCCCUCAGGGUGGAAGGCCCUUCAGCAGGAUGGUGUGAGGGAGCAGGUUUUAAGGUGAGGGGGUGGGUGAGUGAGGAGGGGCAGGGUGAUGCCCAGUGCCACUGGUGAUGCCCACGGAGGCUCCCAGCAUGGGACAGCCACGUGUGGGGCACCCUGAAUGGGCUUGGCCACCCCAUGGCUCUGUCCCUGUGCCCAGCCCAUUUCGGUGCUGGGACGUGGGGACCUCUAGUGACACUGUCACAGUAUUGCAUGGCACUGGGACGCUUCAGCAGCCUGCCCCCAGUGCCAUCCAGUACCAGUGCCCCCGCAAUCCUUCAGCACAGGGUAGGGGGCGGGGCAUCCUCAUCCUCCUCUCCUGGUUGUCCCUGCUCUAUCCCCUCCCCCUGCUCCCGCGGGUCUUGCAUGGGAGGCUCAGCUUUGCCCCCAUUGUGGGGUUUGACCCCGUGGUGGCAGCUAAGGACCCUCUUCCCAACCAUGCCCAUGGGGUGCAAGAGGACUCCAACCCCAGCCUACCCUGCCCCCACCCCCAGUUCUGACCAGUGUCCCCAGUUAGGAGCUGUCCUCACCCCCAGGCAUGGCUGGUCCUGAGCUUUUUUGGAGAAGGGAUGGCAGAGGGGCAUGGGAUUCUGAGGGGGCUGGUGGGUACCCCUGUCCCCUUGCUUCACCCUGACUUGUACAUAGCCCCUCCCCCAGCCCCCCCCUUGCGUUUUUAAACGGUAUUUUCAUAGCUGGAGAGUUUUGUACAGACUAUUAAAGCUGAUUAUUUAUACUGGUG